UAAAAUUGUGUCUAAAAUUACUUAACAUCAUUAUAUUAUGAUUUGUUUUCAAUCAUUUGUGAUUUGUUAUUGUUAAUUCUUAAUUGCUGUAUUUUGCUACUAGUUUUUACUUUUUAAUGAUAUUUAUUUAUCGUUUAAUAUCUUAAGGCUUUUAUAAUAACGAUAUGAAAAACAAAUUCGUAAUUAGAAUCAACAUUUCCUUAGUCGUUAGUUUUAUGUUUUUGUGAAUUUUAACAAUUUACAUUAGCUUAAUCUGUAAAACGUAAUGACUCCUAACAAUUAUGAAUUAUUUGAAUCAAUAUAAAAUCCCUUCACUAAACGCAAUGCAUCAAAAUCAUUUUUCUAAUCCUACAAAUAAAAAUUGUUCACCUCGUUUUCACCACCAAACAACUCCAACUAUUGUUGACCGUAUUGUUUUUCCACAAAUGGUUAAUGAUGUCAGGUACCAAUCAAGUAACAUAUUUGACCCUAGACAUUUAGAUCUACAAAACACAUUGAAAUUAGAUUCUCAUUUCAAUGGCAAUGUGGAUUUUUUUAAAAAUCACGACAAGAAUGAGUUCUAUGACAAUUAUAGAUAUGUGGAAACUCAGUUACCUUCAAAACAAAAUUCUUAUAAAAAUUCUAGCCGCUCACAGGUUCUUGAAGUUAAAGCAAGAAUAUCAGUAGAUGUAUCUACUAUGACCGAUCCUUUAACAUUAGAAGAACAAGAAAGGCUCGGUCAAUGGGAAGGUUUUGCUGCUGUACAGUCUGGAAACAAAGUUGCUGAAUACUUGACUAGUUUGAGAGAAUUUCUUAAGUUAUCUCCUCCACAAGAAGGAAAAAGAAGACAAGGAUUGGGUGAUGUUAGGAUAGUUACAUCACCCGAUGGAUCUCGGCUAUAUUGUUGUUCUGAAUGCUUAAUGGCGUAUACGGAUAAAACAGUUUUGGAACAUCAUUUAGCCAACCACAAGGUAGAGCGUAGAUUUAUAUGUAUGGAAUGUGGAGCUGGAUUAAAACGAAAAGAGCACUUAGAUAGACAUCAAUUAAGUCAUAGUGACCAGAGACCAUAUACCUGUGCUGCAUGUCCAAAGACCUUCAAGCGUAAUGAACAUUUAGCUCGACAUUAUAUUGUACAUUCUGGAGAAAAAGCACAUGUCUGUGUAGAGUGUGGAAAAGCAUUUUACCGCCGUGAUCAUUUACAAAAACAUGUCCAGGGUCAUAUUACUAAAAGACUCAAAGCGGUGAUCAAUGCUGUUGUUUAAUCAAAAUAAAAAUUAGUUUAAGCUCACAUAAUUAUAGUGCCUUUCUUUACACAUCUAGUCAUUAUUACUGAACAGUGUAUUGUUCUGAAUAUAUUAGUGAAAUAUCUUAACUCUGAUUAAAUUGAACUAGAGACUAUUUAAUUGUUUUAUAUAUAUUUUAAAGUCAUCAAGUUGAAUCUAGAAAUAAUAUUAAAAUGACAUUAAUUCAACACAUUACAUUUUAUUUUAAACAUUGUUUAUUAGUUCAAUAUGAAUUUUUAUAAAAACCUAAGCACUUACAUGCAAUAUAAAUAUAUUAUAUAUUAUAUUGAUGGUUGAGAAUUAUACAAAACAAUUAAUGCUCAAUAGCUUAAUUUUCAAAGAGAAAAGUAUAAAAAAAAGUAAAAUGUGACAAAUUUGAAUAGAUAGUACAAUAUUUGGGCAAUGGUUCUAAAUCUAUAAUUGAUUAUUUUUAAUUAUUAAAUGCAACCUACUUUUAGAACAAUUGCCUGAACUGUGACAUGUAAUUCUUAAUAAAAUUUAGUUCUGCGUAGAUAAAUAUUAACUAUAAUACAACUCAUAUAGAUUAAGUAAUUCAUAAAAAAAAAGUUUGAAAAACUUAAGUUACCCGGUAAUAACAAUUUUGUAUACCUACUUUCAAAUAUGUUUUUAACAAAUGAUAAAAUUGCCCAUAACUAUACGUCUAUGCAUAAUUAUUCUUUAUACAUUUAAAAACUAAAGCUUUAUCUUAUUCUAUUCUGUAAUAGUUGUAUUUUUUACUCAGUGUAUUAAUAUUUGUUAAAUUGUUUGUUAUGUUUUCGUCAUAUUAUUAUUUUAGUUACCAUAAAUAUUGUAUACAGUUACCUCAUCUGAAAUUAUUAUGUAAUACCAUAUUAGUUAAUGUAUUAUGUAUUUAAAUUUUAAGUAUUUGUUUAUAAUACACAUGUUUAUUUGUUAAAAUUUAACUGUUUAUUAUAUAUUUAGAACUGGAUACAUCCUCCCAAUCCAAAAUAGUGAAAUUGUAAAAAUGGUAUGUACUAUAGGUAGUUCAUGAUUUAUCUAAUUGAUAAUAUUAGUUUUCUGGAAACUUGCAUUGUAUAAUGAUACUUUUUAAGCAUGGGAAUAUUAAAGUGUGUUUAUUAUAACAAUUAAAAUUUUUUAUUUUCAA
This is a messenger RNA of Myzus persicae (green peach aphid), 2388 nucleotides long. RefSeq names its product zinc finger protein 120-like. The record is from RefSeq and is a predicted model, not a curated record. Gene Ontology annotation, molecular function: DNA-binding transcription factor activity, RNA polymerase II-specific; RNA polymerase II cis-regulatory region sequence-specific DNA binding. Gene Ontology annotation, cellular component: nucleus. Gene Ontology annotation, biological process: regulation of transcription by RNA polymerase II. The transcript is spliced from 4 exons. The coding region runs from base 282 to 1241 and encodes 319 amino acids. Lineage: Eukaryota; Metazoa; Arthropoda; Insecta; Hemiptera; Aphididae.